UUUACUUAAAGAUUUGUUUGAAAGGUAGAGUUGAAGAGAGAGAGAGAGAAAGACAGACACAUGAGCGCUUCCAUUUGCUGCUUUUUUCACCAAGUGGCCAUCAUGACCCACUAGGACAGGGCCACAUCUGGGGCCCAGUACCAGAUCCACCUUCCUGUGUUUCUCUGGGCACAUGAGCAGGGAGCAGCUGGGACUCGAACCUGUGGCAGUGGCAUAACCCACUGUGUCACAAUGCUGACCCUACUACAUAAUCUGUAAACAUUGUUUGUUUGGACUUUUAUUUAGUUUAUAUUUACCUGUGUUUGAAAUGUUUCCGGAAGUUAGGCCUCUGGUUGUCUAAAAAGACCGUGAAGGAUAAAGCAGUCGACAAAAUGUGUAAUUGAGUAAGCAAAUAGCACUGUCAUCUAGAAAGGCUAGGUUGUCUCUGGGAAAGCCAGAUGGCCCUGGAGUGUGUCAGAAGAUUGCCCACUGAGCAUCUGAUGGGGGACAUUUUGAUUUGAAAACAACUUUUCAAUGAGCAAAAUGAAUUCUGAAACAGUACCAAUAUUCUGUGCUAGAUUACCAUAGUGGAGAUGACUGAAGUAAACGUCAGAUUUUAAAAAUAUAUACUUUUUUGUUUGAAACAGAGAUCUUCGUCUGGAGGUUCACGCCCCAAAUGGCUGCAACUGUUAGGGCGGAGACCAGCUGAAGCCUGUGGCUUCUUUCAGGUCUCCAGCCUGAGUAUGAGGGUCCAAGUGAUUUUCCCAGGUGUAGUAGCAGGGAGCUGACUUAAAAGUGCUGCAGCCAGGGCUUGAACUGUGUACCCGUAUGGGAUGCUGGUGUCACAGGCAGUAGCAGUACCUGCCUCACUGUAACAACAGCUCCAUAAAGUCCAAUUUUAAGUCAUAAUUUGUUUUGACUUUGUUAGACUCUAUGUAACAUUUAGGAUUACAGUGGUAAUACUUAGUUAUUUUAAAAGAAGUAUUUAUUUGAAAGAAUUACAAAGAAAGAUCUUCCAUCCUACAGCUCAUUCCUCAGAUAGUCACGACAGAUGGAAUAGGAGCUUUAGCCAGGCUUCCUAAAGGUUACAGGGGCCUAAGCACUUGGAUUGUCUUCCACUGCUUUCUCUUGGUUAUUAAUAAGGAGCUGGAGAGGUGAGUGGAACAGCUGGGACACCUGCUGAUGCUAGUGUCAUAGGUGGCUGUUUCACCUCCUGUGCCACAGCGCUGGCCCUGAUGGUCCUUAAUUUAGAGAAUCUGAAGGGUAGGCAUAAUUUUAGAGAAAGGAGAUAGGCUAUCACACUGGGUUGGGGAAUUGAGCAUUGGUUUCUAUCACAGGUAUCUCCAGAUUAAGUAUUGUUUACUUUGAAUACUUUCUCUUUUUUAAGAAGACUGUAAAAUUCUUGUUAGUGUAAUUAUGAUUUAUGGGAUUCUGUAGAGACUUACAAGAAAGAAUUUAAUAGUCACUCUUCUGUUAUCCUUUUAAAUAUCUUUGCUUUAAAAAAUAACUUAGAAAAUCAGGAUACCUUGUUUUAAUAGAAUCUCUUUUCAUUUUAGAUGGAAAUCAUAUGAGAUAGAAUACUUUGGUGACAUUUACUUGAAAGAUCUUCAAGAAUUACAGAAAACAAAAAACACUAAUGCAUUUGAGAAAGCGGUAAAAUUUUGGGGGAGGGGGACAAAGCAACUGCUUUCCUGAUCUGCAACUUGGCUGGAUGCUAAGAUGUCCGUGGACAUGAAUAGCCAGGGGUCUGACAGCAAUGAAGAGGAUUAUGACCCAAAUUGUGAAGAGGAGGAAGAGGAAGAGGACGAAGACCCUGGGGACAUAGAGGACUAUUAUGUGGGAGUAGCCAGUGAUGUGGAGCAGCAGGGAGCCGAUGCCUUUGACCCGGAAGAGUACCAGUUCACCUGUUUGACCUAUAAGGAAUCUGAGGGUGCCCUCAAUGAACACAUGACCAGCUUAGCCUCUGUCCUAAAGGUAUCUCAUUCAGUUGCUAAACUUAUAUUAGUUAAUUUCCACUGGCAAGUCUCAGAGAUUUUGGACAGAUAUAAGUCCAAUUCUGCUCAGCUGCUUGUAGAAGCUCGAGUUCAGCCUCAUCCAUCAAAACAUGUUCCCCCUUCCCAUCCCCCUCACCAUUGUGCAGUGUGUAUGCAGUUUGUACGGAAGGAAAACCUGCUUUCUUUGGCCUGUCAACACCAGUUUUGCCGCAGCUGCUGGGAGCAGCACUGCUCAGUGCUUGUCAAGGAUGGCGUGGGCGUGGGAGUCUCUUGUAUGGCUCAGGACUGUCCCCUUCGUACACCAGAGGACUUUGUGUAUCCCUUGCUUCCCAAUGAAGACCUGAGAGACAAAUACAGGCGCUACCUCUUCAGGGACUAUGUGGAGAGUCAUUAUCAACUCCAGCUGUGCCCUGGUGCAGACUGCCCCAUGGUUAUUCGAGUGCAGGAACCUAAAGCUCGCCGAGUGCAGUGCAAUCGGUGCAACGAGGUCUUCUGUUUCAAGUGUCGUCAGAUGUAUCACGCCCCCACAGACUGCGCCACAAUCCGGAAAUGGCUCACGAAGUGUGCAGACGACUCUGAAACGGCCAACUACAUUAGUGCCCACACUAAAGACUGUCCCAAGUGCAACAUCUGCAUCGAGAAGAAUGGAGGCUGCAAUCACAUGCAAUGCUCCAAGUGUAAACACGACUUCUGCUGGAUGUGUCUGGGAGAUUGGAAGACGCAUGGCAGUGAAUACUAUGAGUGCAGUCGGUACAAGGAGAAUCCUGACAUUGUGAACCAGAGCCAACAGGCCCAGGCCAGGGAGGCCCUCAAGAAGUACUUGUUCUACUUUGAGAGGUGGGAAAACCACAACAAAAGCCUGCAGCUAGAAGCACAGACAUACCAGCGCAUCCAUGAAAAGAUUCAAGAGAGGGUUAUGAACAAUCUUGGGACUUGGAUCGACUGGCAAUAUCUACAAAAUGCUGCCAAGCUCUUGGCCAAGUGUCGAUACACCCUGCAAUACACCUAUCCAUAUGCCUACUACAUGGAGUCUGGACCCAGGAAGAAGCUGUUUGAAUACCAGCAGGCUCAGCUAGAGGCCGAGAUCGAAAACCUCUCCUGGAAAGUGGAACGUGCUGACAGCUAUGACCGAGGGGACUUGGAGAACCAGAUGCACAUAGCGGAGCAGCGGAGAAGAACCCUGCUCAAAGAUUUCCACGACACCUAAGUUGGGACGUGAACAUGCUGGGGUGAAGAUGUGGCUGCCAUGCUGCACGCUGCAGGCUCUGCCCUUCACAACCCCGGUGACAGCCAGGGCCCCACUCCUGAGAGACACUGGCAACACUUCUUAGUCAAUUUCUGUUUUCUUCUCAUCUUUUUGCUUUUUGUUUCUACCAGGGUAGAGGCCAUAUUGAGUUGGCCUCUUUUCAGGACUUUCACUUCCCCCUGGAUGGUUGUUGGGAGGGAGGGAGGAUUUUUUCUGAAUGGCUAUUAAUAGUAUUAGAUCAUUACAACUUACAUAAUUUUCAGAGUUGUACAAUUAUACAACAGCAACAACAAAAGACAAACCAUAGGAUAACACAAAGCCCUUUUAAAAAAUAAAUUGGCAUUGGAGUGUUUUACCCUCUAGCUAUUUUGCUUAGACUGUAAUGUAUGCUGCCCACCAAGCUGCCUCAAAAGGUUGCUACUGCACCUGGGUCCCAGGGUGCCCCUUGCUUGCCUGGUUCAAGGGUUUAUCCAUCAUUGGAAUCCCAGGGGAAGGUGGGGGUGGCAAAUGUUGGGGGCUGAGGAGGCCUGCUUAUGGUCACAGAAUCACACUGGGCCUUCCUGCCAUGGUAUAUCAUCACCUCUCGUGGCACUGCUGUCUAGGUUCCUGUUUGUGCUUGAAAGUGGAUGUGCCUGGACCUGGCUCCCAGGGACACAGCCCACGCAGAGCACAGAGCACUGUCUUCUCCACACACAAGGACACUGGUUCAGCACGGUGCUUCCUUUUCUCUCCUUAUAAAUCCACUUUCAGGGGAGCUCUCCAAAACACACUUACUUUACCCUGGACACUUCUUUUUUGCCAGAAUUCAAAUACCAUCACUUUGACCAGGCAUGUGCAGCUACAUCGGGCCCGUUGCUGCAGUCUCCCCUGGCCGGUAUCAGGAUCAGAGUUCAGUGUGCCCUCCCACAGCAUGGGCCUUCCUGGCCAGGCCUAAACAAGUUGUUUUUAUGUUUUCUGGACUCUGCCCAGAGUUGCUGGGGAAUAGGGUAUGUUCUUCUGUGCCCAUAUCUAGCUAGUGGAGGACACUGCCUCUGUGGUCUUGGAACCUCAGACCGGCAGGACCCCAGUUUGUAGCUCAGCCCAUGAGCAAGCAGCUGGCUGGAGGAAAGAACAGGCCUUAGCACAGUCCAUUACAAAGAGCCAGUGUUUUGCCUAUUGUCCUGCCUGUCCUGAACCUGGUCCUGUGGGCCUUUGGAAUGUUGGGUCUGUGAACUUGUUCAGUGCCACCAUUCAAACUGGCAGAGCUGUUGAGAUCUGUGAACACUGUGGUAGAAAUUCUGGAUGGUUCCUACAUCCUCACCUCCAGUAAGUUAUAAAACUUGAAUCAUUCUUGAAGAAAAAGGGCAGCUGUGACUGGAGGUCUUGGGCGUGUGGCUGGCCUUAAGUUCCCUCUCCACCCCUUCAAAUGUUGUCUCUUUGCUUCCUCUGAGGGAAGGAGGGACUGUGCAGUGGACAGGAACAAGGUAGCAUUGAGGUCAGGGAGCCCAGCAUGGAACAGAGGAAGUACACCAGAUACUGGGAGAGUCUGCUGGGCCCAGGGGCGGGGUGUAUGUGUGAAUGCUGUGCUGUGCUGGAGUAACCUGGGAUCUAGAGCCUUUCAGUGCACACUCCGUUUGCACAUGACACAGGUGCAGCCCUGUGCUUGGGUCCCACCCUGCCCACCUGGAGGACUGUGUGGCUGCCAUCUCUUGUACUUGCUUCGCCUGUGGUCCCUACCAACCUUCCCUGCCCAGACUGUGGCCUUCUGUGGGGCGCUUCCUGGAGUACCCCCAGGGGCUGUCUUUUGCUUGUGUUUCAGGAAGAUGAUGGGAAAAAUUGGGCAGAAGCAUUCUGCCCUCCAGAGGAUGGAAGAGAAAGAGAUGCAGUGUUUUCAUGAAUUCAUAUUUCUUUGUUUUUCUUCAAAGAGAAAGUUAUAUGAGGCAAUGUCAUCUGCUCAACAUUGAGUAGUUUAUUCAAAAUAAAUUGUAAGUUUCUGAUUA
Molecule: messenger RNA, 5198 nt
Organism: Ochotona curzoniae (black-lipped pika)
Lineage: Eukaryota; Metazoa; Chordata; Mammalia; Lagomorpha; Ochotonidae
Gene: ARIH2
Product: ariadne RBR E3 ubiquitin protein ligase 2
Exons: 15
Coding region: 1699-3180 (493 amino acids)
Biological process (GO): protein polyubiquitination; positive regulation of proteasomal ubiquitin-dependent protein catabolic process; ubiquitin-dependent protein catabolic process
Cellular component (GO): cytoplasm; ubiquitin ligase complex
Molecular function (GO): zinc ion binding; ubiquitin conjugating enzyme binding; ubiquitin protein ligase activity
Source: RefSeq, a predicted model, not a curated record